AAUACACAUCGUGCAGGAUUACAGCAUAAAGCGAAUAUUUUUCAUGCUAGAUGAAGACUGUGCCAGCUAUCACGUUCAGUGAGUUUUACGACUACGCUUUGUGAUUGUUCUGGAUGAGAUUUGCUUUUUUGUUACUUCUGAUUAUUUUCUUUUUAGAUAAUCGUUUUAUUCCUUUCGCAUAGAAUUAUAAGUUGAGUUUUGGUUUGUGGGAUGAUGUAAGUGAAAUGGCGUCCAGUUUUCUGAGUGGAUUUCAUACUUGGAGCAGUGCCUAACGAGCUGCAGAAUCGGUCGAUAUUUCCUAGUUUCUUGACUUGAAAGAAUAAGACAGAGUUCCGGUCGAUUCUAUUUCUGGUAGUAUUUAUCAUUUUUGCCAGACUGUCUUUGAGAGAGCUUCCUAUGCAAGUAAUCUCCACGUUUCCCACAGCUGCGGUGUCCGGGCCCGCAUUCCUGAUUGUCAAUGUGACAGAAUGGCACUUGACAGCGACGAAGAGGCCGAGGCCAAAGUCCCGCUGCAAUCAGCGAAAUCGCCAAAAAUUGUGAUUAGCACGUCUAAGCCAGCCGACGACAGCGUAUUUACCGCGGCUGGCACGACGCUUAAUAACAGGCCCAAUGGACUUAAUAACGACAAUGCUGAAUUACGCGAAUAUUCCUCACCCUCCGCCGGAUCACCGACUGGACCGAGCCGUAGUUAUCAGAAGAUGGAGCCGCGCGCCGAGGGCAGUCCGGCCGAUUUGCCCAAGAAGCGUCUGCAGCGCCGCGAAUCCCACGCCUUCGCCUUCAAUUUCUCCGACUCAUUCGCCCGUAUUGUCCGGCAGAUCUGCGGCAAGGAGGACCGCGAGACCACCGACGGGGAUAUUCAGAUUGUGGACGAAUCUCAGCCGCCGCUGUACCGCACCACACCCCGGCGUUGGAUUAUGCUGGCUGUGUUCUGUCUGUAUUCCAUGAGCAAUGCCUUUCAAUGGAUUGAAUACGGGAUUAUUAGCGAUAAGAUAGUAUUCUACUACGGUGUCUCGCCGCUGUCGGUGGACUGGCUGUCCAUGAUUUACAUGCUGACGUAUAUUCCGCUGGUGUUUCCGGCGACGUGGCUGCUGGAUAAAAAAGGUUUGCGGGUGGUGGCUUUAAUUGGAUCAUUGGGGAAUUUCAUCGGCAGCGCAAUUAAGUGCUUCAGCGCUGUCCCCGACCGCUUCGUGGUGACUUUCGUCGGGCAGACCGUUGCGGCCAUGUCGCAGAUCUUCAUUCUGGGACUUCCGGCGCGCCUGGCUGCCGUCUGGUUCAGCGCCAAGGAGGUGUCGGUGGCGACGGCUUUUGGAGUGUUUGGCAAUCAGCUGGGUGUGGCCUUGGGAUUUCUACUUCCGCCGAUGUUGGUCCCUACUGAUCCAAAUAAUCCUUUUCAUAAUGCAUCGGAUCCGCACGAUCUGUGUCUCCAGGAAAGAAACGUAACGAUUAUGCAGAAUGAUGCACGUUACCAAAAUAUCUCAUCGGAUUAUUUAAACUGCGACACCUAUGAUCUCUACGGUCGGAAUCUCGCAACCCUGUUCUAUGGAUCCACUGCGCUGAACGGAUUUCUCUUUCUUGUUGUUCUGUUUGUCUUCCAACAUGCUCCACGUUACCCGCCCAGUCCGGCGCAGGCGGCUAUUCUGCAGGAGGCUGCAGAAAGCACUUACUUGAAUUGGAUUAAAAUUCUGAUAAGAAAUUGGAAUUUCAUCAUCCUCGUUGUAAGUUAUGGGAUUAAUGUCGGAGCGUUUUACGCCAUCAGCACGUUGCUGAACCAGUGCAUUCUGCAUUUCUUCCCGGAUGAGAACGAAAACGCCGGCCGCAUAGGUAUGACAAUUGUCCUUGCUGGAUUAGUGGGAUCGUUUAUCGGCGGGUUAUGGUUAUCCUGGAGCGGAAAUUACAAGACAACGACAUUCGUAAUUUAUCUGUUGUCUUUCCUGUGUAUGAUCGCCUUCGCCAUUGUGCUGCCCUUUUCCAUUUUACUCAUCUUUAUUGUGGCGGCUUGUCUGGGAUUCUUUAUGACGGGUUAUCUACCCGUGGGCUUCGAAUUUGCCGCCGAGAUAACGUAUCCUGCACCGGAAGGAACGUCAUCCGGUCUUCUCAAUUGCAGUGCUCAGCUGUUUGGUUUUCUCCUCACACAGUUGAUGGGUGUCAUAUUGAAUGAAACAAAGGAUCCGGUCGGGUCCAACGGAUUCAUUGCGGGCUGGCUCUUCAUCGGGACUGUCAUGACAUUCUUCAUCAAGCCCGAUCUGCGACGCACCAAUGUCACUAAUAUGAUGACCGCUAACAAGUCAGCCGCAUCCUUAAGCAGCACCGCCACCGGAAAUACCAUCAGUGUUCCCCAGAUACGGAUUGAGAGUAUACAAAUGGUGCCUAAUGACAGUCAUGUCAAGACCACUUCGAGGGAUGCCCGCUAGUCGCUAGCUGCCGGGAUAGAUGAUUUAUUUAACCUCUGGGUUGUUAUGGGCUACUCCUGCUACCUAAACGAUCUGUAUUAGAGCAACGAAGGUUCCUUUGGCGAUAUCAGAUGUAUUUGAUAUGUCCCGGUAAUUUUGCUGGACAGUCUUGUGCUUGAUAAGAAGGAUCUGUGUCGCAGAGUCCGUAUUAUUGGUGUCACUAAUAUUUUUUGUUGAGGUUUUAACUUUGAUUCAAAUCCCAAAGUUUAUAGGUUAUCCAGUGUCAAGUGGAGUGUUAUUUCUGCCAAUGCGGCAUUGUUGCACUUCCGUUUUUACCUUUGACGUUUUCCUGUCUAGUCUUCUGAUUCAAUAGUGCACUUUAUGCAUGUUUAUGUGGCCCGAUUGUAACACUUUGUGUUAAUUCAGUGCAAUAUUUGCAUGACAUGCUGAACGAUGAUGUGAUUUAUAAAGACAUAAAUUGGACUGUAGAAUUUGCAACGCGUAGGUGUUCUAUUUUUAAUCGCAGUUGUGUAUAUUUGGAAUUUUGUGCCAUGAGC
This is a messenger RNA of Paramacrobiotus metropolitanus, 2947 nucleotides long. Its product is annotated as feline leukemia virus subgroup C receptor-related protein 1-like. The record is from RefSeq and is a predicted model, not a curated record. Gene Ontology annotation, cellular component: membrane. Lineage: Eukaryota; Metazoa; Tardigrada; Eutardigrada; Parachela; Macrobiotidae. Gene Ontology annotation, biological process: transmembrane transport; heme export. The transcript is spliced from 8 exons. Gene Ontology annotation, molecular function: heme binding; heme transmembrane transporter activity. The coding region runs from base 468 to 2411 and encodes 647 amino acids.